CUGAGUCACCUCACCCACCCACAAGUCUCCUUGAGGAACUAGAGCUCAACAUAUAAAGAGACCUACUUUUUUUUUUUUCUUAACUUCUGAGAAGCCACCAGACUGGGUGAGAAGGCAAGGCUUUUCAUCUUGGUGGUCUUAUUCACCAAAAGGAAGUGCCUGCCAGAAGAAGUGCAAGAGUGGGAGUGAGAGAAAGAAGAAGGGCUGGAAGACGAAGGGGUUUGUUCUUGCUGACAGGCUCCACCAUGGGUGACAAGUGUGAAGAGAAAAUGUACCUACUGCUGCUCAUCUCCUUCCUCUUCUGGCAUCCAGGUUGCUCCACCAUGUGGGGUCCAAAAGUAAUAAGUGGUCCGGAGGGAAGUUCAUUGACUGUGACAUGUCAUUAUGACCCAGGAUGGGAGACCUACUACAAGUGGUGGUGUCAAGGAGCUGAUUGGGGUAGCUGUAAAAUCCUUGUUAAAACCACUGGAACAGAGCAGGAGGUGAAGAAAGGCCGUGUGUCCAUCAGGGACAAUCAUACAGAACACAUAUUCACUAUUACUAUAAAGAAGCUCAGGGAAGAUGAUGAAGAUUUCUACUGGUGUGGGAUUGAGCGAUUUUUAACUGACCUUGGAGUCCAGGUGAAAGUGUCACUUGACCCAGACCCAGAAUUUGAUCCCAUAAACUUGAAGGUUGAAAAUCAAAAAGGGAAGCCAACUGCUGUCGUUGUGAGCUGCCAGCCUCCCCUGGGAACCAAUGGAAAUAUUACCGACCUGACCUCUGUUCCCAUGAAUCUGGCAAACAUUUCUGAAGGAGAUCAUUUACGUGCUAUCAUUCUGAGCUGCCAGCCUACCCUGACAAUCAACGGGGAAAUAACUGACCCACGCUCUGCUAACAUGGAUUUAAAAAGCAUUAAUCUGGAAGGAGAGCAGCGUAUUGCCUUUGGGAGCUGCCAGCUGCCCCUGGAAACCAAUGAGAAAAUUACUGACCGGAACUCUCUUUCCAUGUAUUUGACAGUCAUCUCUCGAAAAGAGAAGCCACGUGCUGUCGUUGUGAGCUGCAAGCCUCCCCUGGAAGCCAAUUGGAAAAUUUUCGCCCCAACCUGUGCUCCCAAGAAUUUCACACUCGUUUAUCAAGAAUCAGAGCCUCAUUCCCUCACUGUGAACUGCCAACGUCCCAUGAAAGUCAAUGAGGAAAUUACAGUCUUUACUCGUACUCCAGAAGUUAGUAUGCGUUCUGCCCUUGUGACCAGCCAGCCUACCCUGGAAGCCAAAGAGGAAACUACUGAGUACGACAGUAAGAAGACCCAGAGUUCGGUGAACAUUUGGAGGAAUGGGGGCAGAGCCCAGGCUUGGAAACAGUUGAAUGAUAUAUGGAACCAUGGAACCAAAAAGGACAUUGUACAAAGGACUACCCGACUACUUCAGAAGGUGAUAGUGAACACAUGGAAUGAUAUUUUUGAUUCUCCAAGAAAGCAUGAAAAUCCUGAGAUUGGUAUAGCCUAUGAAACCGAUAGAUGCAAUGAGACAAGCAAGAGAAUAAUUUUGGAAGCUGAAAAUAACACAAUGGAUAUUGACUGUGCCCAUGCUUUCAAAGAAACCACAAGAGGUCAGAAGGAUGUUGCAUUGAUAGUCUACCAAACUCUUGGGGAUAUUGUCAAUGGAUCCUUUUUUAGUGGCAGGAAAAGACUGCAGGAUGUGAAACUGAACUCUCUUGUCGUGAGUGGCACCAAUGAUUCGGAGAGAAGAAUUUACCUGUCCAAACCUGUGUUCCUGACCUUGAAACAUACUCAGCCUGUUGGUGCAAGAACAAAACUUUUGUGUGCUUCCUGGGAAGGAUCCAAGAAGGGGGGCAGCUGGUCAACGGAGGGCUGCUCUCAUAUGGGAAGCAACAAUUCUCACACCAAAUGCCAGUGCUUCCAUCUGCCAAGCUUUGCUGUCCUCAUGGCUGUUAUAUCCAAGGCAGAUCCAGUGCUGGCUGUGAUCACCAGCAUGGGGCUGAGCCUCUCUCUGUUGUGCCUCCUCCUGGCAGCCCUCACCUUCCUUCUGUGCCGGCCCAUCCAGAACACCAGCACCUCGCUCCACCUGCAGCUCUCACUCUGCCUCUUCCUGGCCCACCUGCUAUUCCUAGUGGGGAUUGAUAAAACUGAGCCUGAGCUGCUGUGCUCUGUCAUCGCUGGGGCGCUGCACUACCUCUACCUGGCCUCCUUCACCUGGAUGCUCCUGGAAGGCCUGCACCUCUUCCUCACUGUCAGGAACCUCAAGGUGGCCAACUACACCAGCCCAGGCAGAUUCAAGAAGAGGUUCAUGUACUCCUUUGGCUACGGGAUCCCAGCUGUGAUCGUGGCUGUGUCUGCAUGCAUUGGACACAAAAAUUACGGGACAGAUACUCAUUGCUGGCUGAAGCUUGAUAAAGUCUUUGUCUGGAGCUUCAUGGGGCCGGUGGCUUUCAUUAUCUUGAUAAACUUGGUGUUUUACUUCAUAAUUCUUUGGAUUUUGAAAACCAAACUUUCUUCCCUGAAUAAUGAACUUUCCACCAUUCAGGACACCAGAGUCAUGACAUUUAAAGCCAUUGCUCAACUAUUUAUUCUGGGCAGUUCUUGGAGCCUUGGUUUUUUUAUGGUUGAAGCAGUGGGGGAGACAGCUGGAUUAGUCAUUGCCUACAUGUUCACCAUCAUCAAUGUUCUGCAAGGAGUUUUGCUCUUCGUGUUGCACUGUCUCCUUAAUCGCCAGGUGCGAAUGGAAUACAAGAAGUGGUUUCGUAGGAUUCAGAAAGGGGUUGAAAUGGAAAGCACUGAGCUGUCUCACUCUACUGCCCACACCAAAACGGUUCUGGCCACCCAGGUCUCAGUGCUAUGGCCAGCAGGUACCUGCUCCUCGUCUCAGGUCUCAGCAUCCUGCUGGCUCUGUCAGGUGGUAAGUCUACUUACGGCCAAAGGCCGAGGGGGAAUCUGGAGCCUUCCUCCAGAAGGUAAAUUAACGGUCUUUCGUCCUAUCGAUGUUAAGUUCAAUCACUCAAGCAAUAAAACUUUCCUCCGUUGUCUGUAUUUUUCAAGAAAAUGUUUUUUAUGGGUCAGAACAACGCAGAUCUCAUCCUUAGUUUCCCUUGUUAUUUAGUGUUUACAGACAGUGACUCAGUGAAUUUCUUCCAAGCAUUUCACAAAUGCCAAUUUGCUCCAUUAUUCUCUCCAUUAUGUUAGUGCCAUGUCUCAUCCCAAUUGUAGAAAUGAAGGAAGACAGCAAAGAACUGAAGUCAAUAGGAAGAGUCACAGUCAAUUAAUUUUUUUCAUGAAAAAAGUCAAAUGUUACAUUAAGCCACUCAGACAGAUAAAUAUCACCAAAAACAACAAAAACCUGAUUUUUUAGUAAGAGGUGGGGGAGGCCGGAAUCAAAUCCAAGCCUGGUCAGGACAUGCAGCUAGAACCCACUACACCUUUCUUUUGAAUGAACACAAAUAUAGAUUUCUUCCAGUUGAUUGGCCAAAUUUCUUGGCAUAAACAAGUCAGUACCUCUAGCGCAGCAUCUGUUUGUUGAAACACCUCAGCUGGUAUCUCAUCAGUUCCUGGAGCCUUGUUUUUCACCAAGGCCUUCAGUGCAGCUUGGACUUCUUCCUACAACACCAUCAGUACUUGAUCCUAUGCUACCUCCUGAAAUGGUUGAACGUGACAAAUUAUUUUUGGUACGCUGACUCCGUGUAUUCCUAUUGUCUUCUUUUGAUGCUUCCUGUGUCAUUUAAUAUUUUCCCUUUAGAAUCCUUCAAUAUUGUAACUUGAGGCUUGAAUUUUUUCUUCAAUUCCUUCAGCUUGAGAAGUGUUGAGUGUGUUCUUCCCUUUUGGUUUUCUAACUCCAGGUCUUGGCACAUGUUGUUAUAAUACGUUACUUGGUCUUCUUGAGCCAAGCUUUGAAAUCUUCAAUUCAGGUCUUUUUCUUCACCAUUUCUUCCAUUUCCUUUAGCUACUUGACUUUCAAGAGCAAGUUUUAGAGUCUCUUCUGACAUUCAUUUUGGUCUUUUCUUUCUCACCUUUUUAAUGACCUCUUGCUUUCUUCAUGUAUGAUGUCCUUGAUGUCAUUUCACAACUUGUUGGUCUUCAGUCAUGAGUGUUCAGUGUAUCAAAACUAUUGUUGAGAUGGUCUCUAAAUUCAGGCGGAAUAUACUAAAGGUCAUAUUUUGGCUGUUGUGGACUUAUUCUAAUUUUCUUCAGCUUCAAUUUGAACUUGCAUGUGUGUAAUUGAUGGUUCAUUUGGCAAUCGUCCCCUGGCCUUGUUCUGACUGAUGAUAUUGAGCUUCUCCAUUGUGUCUUACCACAGAUGUAGUUGACUUGAUUCCUGCGUAUUCCAUUUGGAGAGGUCCACAUGUAUAGUUGCUGUUUAUGUUGUUGAAAAAGGUAUUUGCAAUGAAGACGUCACUGGUCUUGCAGAAGUCUAUCAUGCAAUCUCCAACACUGGUUCUAUCACCAAGGCCAUAUUUUCCAACUACUGUUCCUUCAUCUUUGUUUCCAACUUUUGCAUUCCCAUCACCAGUGAUUAUCAAUGAAUCCUGAUCGCAUGUUUGACCAAUUUUAGACUGCAGAGAUUGGUAAAAACCUUUAAUUCCCCCAUCUUUGGCCUCAGCGUUUGAUGCUUAUAUUUGAAUAAUAGUAGUAUUAACUGGUUGUAGUCAUAUGGAUAUUAUCCUAUCACUGACAGCAUCGUACUUCAGGAUAGAUCUUGGAAAUGUUCUUUUUGACGAUCAAUGAGAUGGCAUUCCUCUUCAAUUUGUCAUUCCUGGCAUAGUAGACCGUGUGAUUUUCUGAUUCCAAAUGGCCAAUACCAGUCCAUUUCUGAUCACUAAUGCCUAGGAUAUUGAUCUUUAUGCUUCCAUUUCAUUUUUGACAAUUUCCAGUUUUCCUAGUUUCGUACCUUAUACAUUUCACUUUCAGAUUAUUAAUGGAUGUUUGCAGCCGUAUCUUCUCAUUUUGAGUUGUCCCGAUAGCUUGACUCCAUCCACUCAUCAUUAAGGUCAGCUCUACUUUGAGGAGGCAGCUCUUCUCUAGUCGUAUUUUGAGUGCCUUCCAACCAAAUUGGCCUAUUUUCCAUCACUAUAUCAGACAAUGUUCCACUGCUAUUCAUACAGUUUUUGCUGGCUAAUCUUUCAGGAAGUAGACUGCCAGGUCCUUCUUCCUAGUCUGUCUUAGGAAGCUCCACUGGGAGCUCCCCUGAAACCUGCCUACCAUGGGUGACCCUGCUGGUAUUUGAAAUACCAGUGGCAUAGCUUCCAGCAUCACAGCAACAUGCAAGCCACCACAGUACGACAAAAUGACAGAUGAGUGGUAGAGAACUAUCAUAUGACCCAGCAAUUCCACUCCUAGCUAUAUACCCAAGAGAUUUGAAAGCAGUAACGAAAAUAGACAUAUGUAAACCAGUGUUCAGUGCAGCAGUCUUCCCAAUAGCCAAAAAGUGCAAACAGCCUAAAUAUUCAUCAACAGAUGAAUGAAUAAACAAAAUGUCAAAAACAAUGGAAUAUUGUUAGAUGCCAUCGAGUCAGUUCUCACUCAUAGUGACCCUAUGUACAACAGAACGAAACACUGCCCAGUCCUGUGCCAUCCUCACAAUCAUUGUUAUGUUUGAGCCCAGUAUAUGUCAGUCCAUCUCAUUGAGGGUCUUCCUCUGUUUUGCUGACCAUCUACUUUACCAAGCAUGAUGUCCUUCUCCAGGGACAGGUCCCUUUUGAUAACAUGUCCAAAGCACUUGAGAGGAAGUCUCACCAACCUUGCUUCCAAGAAGCACCUUGGUUGUACUUCUUCCAAGACAGAUUUUUUCUUUCUUUUGGCAGUCCAUGGUAUAUUCAAUAUUCUUCUCCAACACCGUAAUUCAAAGGCAUCAAUUCUUCUUAGAUCUUUCCUUAUUCAUUGCCCGGUUUUCCCAUGCAUACAAGGCGAUUGAAAACACCAUGGCUUAGAUCAGGUGCACCUUAGUCCUCAAAGUGACAUUUUUGCUUUUUAAUACUUAAGAGCUUUUCUUGCAUCAGAUUUGCCCAAUGCAAUGCAUCAUUUGAUUUCUCGACUGCUGCUUCCAUAGGCGUUGAUUGCGGAUCCAAGUAAAAUGAAAUCCUUGAAAACUUUAGUAUUUUCUCCAUUUAUCAUGAUGUUGCUUAUUGGUCCAGUUGUGAGGAUUUUUGUUUUCUUUACGUUGAAGUGUAAUCCAUACUGAAGGCUGUAGUCUUCCGUCUUCUUCACUAAAUGCUUAAUAAGGGUGUAGAUUAUUUGGCAUUUAUAGUUCAUAGAAAUGCAACAUCUUGAGAAUGUAGGGUUUAACGUAUUUCUGGACUGGGUUGAUCAUAUUUGGGAUACACCAAAGCACUUAUUUUCAAAUUGAAAAACAAAAACAUCUAUGUUAAUAAAGCUCUUCCCUCUGGGUAAGCUGAGUAUCUCUUUUUCUUAGAAUUUGUAAAUUGGCAUUGCAGUUGUACUUUUUCAUUUCAGGUCACUACAUUAACUAUUAGAGAGUUCAUUGUGAAUAUUUUUACAUUUUUGUAGGUUGUUCUUUUUUGUUUUUUUAACAUAGAAAAAUGCUUGUAAUUAUUAAUAUUUAAAAUUUGAGCAUCAAGUCAUGUGAUUACAAUCCAAGUGAAACAAUGAAAGAAAUAAAUAAUAAAGUGAAAAAAAUUGUUAAAGCAAUAAUGAGCCCUCAUUCUCUGUUUCUCUUCCGUUUAUUUGCAGAUGCUGUAGUUUCUUAUGUACAAGUGUGUGGGGAAGUGGGUCAGCCUGUCACCCUACCCUGCACGUACUCAGGAACGCUCCCGUCCAUGUGUUAGGGCCGAGGGAUUUGUCCUCUUUUGGGUGUACAGGUGAAAUUGUCUGACUGAUGAAUCCCAUGUCACCUUUAGAAGGACUACCAUUAUAAACUAACGAGUCCCUUUUGGGAAGGAAUGUAUCUUUGACUAUAGAGAAUGCAGUCAAGGAAGACAGUGGCCUGUUGUCAUAUCGAGCACUGGGGUUUGUUUAAUGAUCAGAAACACUCUAUCAUUGGAAAUUAAAGGAGAAGAACUCUUCCUACUACGAUCCUUCCUGGAAGCCAAUAUUCACAGCCUCUUAGGAAGAAUAACAACAGCUGAAUGAGUGACCUGCUAGGGGCAGAAGGAAGACCCUUGUCUUCUUUUUAUUUGAAAGGGCAGGAUUCCUUCUCACAGUGACAGCAAGAGGCUUCCCUUCUGGAGAAAUGACUGUCAAAUCCUUGGGAGCAGAGGUUGAGGCUGUGAGAUGAGACAGAAACAAGGCCUUGUCAUUGGAAUUGAAAGAAAACAGACAUUUGUGAGACUUUUAUUCAUGGUGUUGAUAUUCCAAAUCUAUCAUGAACUGUAUCACGUUUAUUUUUCCAUUUACAAUUAAUUUCAAGGAUUUGAACUAAAUAAGCGAAGAAACAAAAAUAGAAAAAUUAAUGAUUUUCCAGGGAACUUAAAUGACUUCUGAAGUUGAGAACAUAGAGAGGAGAAACAUAGAACUGGCAUUUUCAAGUGGCCUCCACACUAAAAAGAUGAGGACCAUCAUAAAAACAAAGGAAUGCAUACAUACUUAGUGAGGUUGAUGGCUACAUGUCUCCAAGAGAUAAAAUUCUUUUACAACUGUAGAAUUCUUAAAUGAAUAUGCCACUUAAUAGUGUAUUGCCUUAAAAGCCACAGAAAACAUAAAAAGCUAAACUCAGGUUAAAACAUAUUAAAAAAAUAUUGCUUAGCUAAAUAUUAGGUAUCUUUUAAAGAAGUCGAAGAAAUAUUUAAAAAAUAGGAGAGGUAAGUAACCUAUCAUCCUGGCAUGAAACCAUGUCCUUCUUAAAGCUACUUUUUCCACAAGCGAAAGUUUAAAUAUACUUUAAAUGUGGCAAACUGACUGAUCCAGUUCAGUAUGUUCUUACCCACUUGCUUUCUCACUGUCUACGUGACUCCACCACCCAUCUAUUAGUCUGUCAUACUAUGGUGACUUGCGUGUUGCUACGAUACUGGAAGCUAUGCCACCGGUAUUUCAGAUAUCUGCAGUGUCACUUAUGGUGGGCAGACUUCAGCAGAGCUUCCAGACUAAGACUGACUAGGAAGAAAAGUUUAAUGAUUUACUUAUAAAAAUUAGCCAGUGAAAACCCUAAGACAACAGAAUAUGGUCCUAUAGAGUGCUGGAAGAUGAGAACCUAGAUUGGAAGGAACCACACAAAGGCCACAACGAUGGGUUCAGAUAUCAACGACUGUGAAGAUGGUGCAGGAUCGGGCAACGUUUCAUUCUCUUGUACAUGGGGUUGUCAUGAGUCAGAGCUGACUCGAUGACAACUAACAGCAAUAUGAUUUGGCAUGCAGUUAGUGUCCCUUCUAGGUAGCUUACAAUGUUCCAAGUCUGUUCUCCAUAAUCUAUUUUAGUUACUCUUAGUUUGACAUAGGCAGUUCCAGAACAAAUGUAGAUUCUAUAGUUGAGUUCUGCAAGAAUUUUCUGAUCUCCAUGUAGAAAUGCUUGUGUAUAACAAAGUAAGCAGAACUUAGUCCUCGUUCUGAAUUCAUCCUCAAUCUUACUACUCUCUUUGCCUUUUCUUUUGGUCUAUUGUACAGGCUCUGAGAAUUAUCAACACUCUAGUUUCAGUUUCUCUUUUGAAUGGAGUCCCACACAUGGGACCAAAUAUAGGAGAUAACUAAUCAUUUCCAUUUAUCAGACCAUUUUAUUUUCAAAGUCUUGGUUCUCAAAGCCACUAGGAUUCCAGGUUAACAAAAGUGGCAUGUAAUUUUAAUAUCCUCACAAGGGACUUGUCAUAGCAUGAAAAACUCAUACUCUAAGUUGAAUUAAAAUUAAGAGGUUUAUUAAGGAUUAAAGGCAGUCUAAACCAGAGAUUGCCAUGGACCAUAAAAAUAAAGUUGCAAAGCUGGAGGCACAGCAAUUACAAAGAUAUUCUUACAGGGCUGAAACAAAGAAUGGGGGCUUCAAUAUUCUGAUUGGUUUAUAGUGAUUGAGGUCAGUCAAAGGUGGGACAAAGCAAAGCAUGACCUUUAACAUUACUGCUUACAUUAAUGCAGCGAAAUACAUUGAUUAGAAGACAUAAUUACAAAUGUUUUAGUCACUAGGAGGACGUCUCAUGACUUGUCACAAAACAAUGGUGUAACAAAGACAUGAUGGAUAGUGGCAGGAACAGGUUGGUAAAUGUUCCCUCACCCAGAGGAUAAACUCUCCAGAGUUCUAACACAAAGAAUUUUGAUAAGAUUUGGUUAGAGAUCCAGAGUCGUUACAACUUAGUCUUAGCAUUAUUAGUUCUACCAUUUUACCUUUAGGUAGAUACCUCUUUUGAUUUUACAUCCCAUAUCACGCUUAAGAUAUUAAAACUUUCCAAAAGAAAAAGAAAAAAGAAAAAAAAAAACAACAAGAAGGAGGAGAAAGAGAAGGGGGAGAAGAAUACAAAAAAGGAGGAGAGGAUGAGGAAGAGAGGACAAAGAAGCAGCAGGUAAACAAUCGUAGGUCAAGUGCAAUUGACGCCUGAGUAAAGAGACUUCAUAUUUACAUGUUAAUGAAGUUAAGGAAAACUCUAAAUCAGGAAUCUUCUUGCAAGACAAGCAGAUUUGAUAUAGCAAGAUAACAGAAAUGAAAGAAAUGUUAUUCUCAUAAAGAGUUAAUUAAAAAUAUUUUCUAGGCCAGUUAGGAAGAUCAGGUAUAGUCACAAAUUUACUUAGAUUAUUACACCAAACAUGAUAAAGACUUUUGAAUUUAGGGAAGUCAUUAAAAGAUCUGUCUUUUUAACCAGUCAAAAUAGUCCGUUUUCUCUUAACUGUGUUAAAAUUCAAAUUGAUGGUUAUUUAGAAAACAGCCAAAUGAAGAAGAUUAGAUUACUUCACAGAAUCUUCUAUGGUAUUCAAAACCAAAAUAGAUCUUCAACUUUGUUGUCAUUUUUGUUGCUAGGUGCCUUCGAGUAGAAUUUGACUCAUAGCAAUCCAACAUAAAACAGAAGGAAACCCUACCUGGUCAUGUGCCAUCCUCACAUUUGUUGCUGUGUUUGAGCUCAUUAUUGGACCUACUAUCUGAGUCCAUCUUUUUGAGGGUUGUCAUGGAUUGAAUUAUGUCCCCCCAAAAUUUGUGUAUCAAUUUGGGUAGGCCAUGAUUGUUUGCCAUUUUUUCAUCUGAUGUGAUUUUCCUAUGUGUUGUAUAUCCUAUCUUUAUGAUGUUGAAGAGAUGGGAUUAGCUGCAGUUAUGUUAAUGAGGCAGGACUCAUUGAGCCAAUCCCAAUCUCUCUUGAUAAAUAAAAGAAAGAAGAGAGCAGAGAAACAUGGGGAAUUCAUACCACCAAGAAAGCAGAGCUGGGAGCAGAGUACAUCCUUUAGACCCAGGGUUCCUGUGUGGAGAAUAUCCUAGACCAGGGAAAGAUUGAUGACAAGGACCUUCCUCCAGAACAGACAGAGAGAAAGCCUCCUCUUAGAGCUGGUGCUCUGAAUUUGGACUUCUAGCCUGCCAGACUGUGAGAGAAUAAAUUUCUUUUGUUAAAGCCAUCCACUUGUGGUAUUUCUGUUUUAGCAGCCCUAGAUGACGAACAGAAGAGUCAUUCUUUUUUUCAUUGACCCCCUGUUUUACCAAGCAUGAUGUUCUUUUCCAGGGACUGGUCACUCCUGAUAACAUGCCCAAAGUACGUGAGAUGAAGUCUAACCACCCUCUUUUCUAAGGAGCAUGCUAGAUGUACUUCUUCCAAGAUGGAUUUGUUCAUUUUUUUGGCAGCCCAUGGUAUAUUUAAUAUUCUCCACCAAUACCAUAAUUCAAAUGCACCAAUUCUUCAUCUGUUUAUCCCUUAUUCAUUGUCUAGGUUUCACACGUAUAUGAGGGGAUUGAAAAUACCAUGACUCGGGGCAGGCGAACCUUAGUUCUCAAAAUGACAUCUUUACUUUUUAAGAUUUUAAAGAGGUCUUUUGCAGCAGAGUUGCCCAGUGCAAUACGUCCUUUUAUUUUUUUGACUGCUGCUUCCAUGGGCAUUGAUUGUGGAUGUAAGUAAAAUGAAAUCCUUGACAAGUUUAAUAUUUUCUCAAUACAUCGAAGAGCUGGUCAUUAAAAAAUCAAGAAAACAACAACAAUCCAACAACUGUUAACAACAGUUGCCAAAACUCUCAUCUUUGAUGGGUCUGAGCUGGCUGCAGGCCCUGCCAUUAGUUUCAAUGAACUUGAGAAUCACCGCUUUUUGCCCUCAUUAGUUGACCCCUGAUGAGAUAAUUACAGUCCAGCCAAUGAAUUUACCUUAUCAGUGGCUGUGGAUUCAAAUUUAAUCUAUGCCAAUUUAUCAAAUUAUUAGGCCUUAAUUCAUUAUGACAAGGAGCAUCCCAAACUGCUUAAGCAAGUAUUUGACAGCAGAGGCAUUGAAGAGCAUACACUACCUCCACUUAUGUCUGGUGACUAUGUUUAUUGGAAGAGACACCGAUUUAAGAAUUCACUUGUGUCUCGCUGGAAGCGUGCAUACCUAGUUCUCCUAACUAAUCAGCGUGUUGCCAAAUUACAGGGAGUUAACGCAGGGGUUCAUUUAUCUCAUUUGAAAAUGAACACAACACCUGUUUGGACUAGUCAACCCACAGGAGAACUCAAAGUAAACUUCACUGAGCACUCGAACACAAAGUAGACAACUGCAAGGGUGGAUAAUAGCUUACCCCUGGCCACAGAACUAGAAUGUGCAAGCGGCUGAGACCUUUAGACUCUGUGUUAUAUUGCUAUCCUUCUAGCUUUAGCUAUUCUGUAUUUGUUUUACACUUUAAGAAUUCUUUACAUUUAUGUAAACUUUGGGGAUUUUUGGACUUAGUUUAAUAAUCAUAAACCCAUUGAACCAAACCCAUUGCCACUAAGUCAAUUCUGACUCAUAGCUACUCUAUAGGACAGUAGAAUUGCCCCCUGCCCCCUAAGGUUUCCAAGGAGCAGCUGGUGAAUUUGAACUGCUGACCUUUCAGUUAGCAGCCGAACUCUUAAGCCACUGCACCGCAAGGGCUUUAACAAUCAUAGGCACAGUUAUUUUCUUCUGAUAUUGUGGUAUUAUUCCUUUUUGGUAUUUGUGCUCUAAUCAUGAUUCCUGUUGUUGUUGUUGUUAGGUGCCGCCAAGUUGGUUCCAACUCAUAAUGACCCUAUGUACAACAAAAUCAUGAUUCCUACUACUGUUUUAAUCACUUUAUUGUCUCCUUUUUUCUAUUGCUUGGAAAGAAAAUGCUUUUAUCAAAUUAACUCAAUCAUUAUCCGGCAUUAGCAAUUUAACCAAAUGCUGGAUAUGUCACUCUUCCCCUAGGCCUACACGAGAUUGUACUGAUCCUCUUGCUGUACCAGUAUUAGAUUAUAAAUCCACACCUAACUUUACAAUUAAUUUUUAAAAAUAUUUAAAUGGGCUAUUCUUGCUAAAUUAUGGCUACCCCCAGAACUACCCACUUAUCCAUCAUCGCCCUGUUUCAAUCUUACCCAUGCAUCAAUGUUGUUGUUGUUAGCUGCCAGCAAAUCAGUUCCAAGUCACAGCAACCCCAUAUGACAGAGUAGCACUACCCCACAGGGUUUCCAAGGAGUUGUUGGGAUUUUAACUGCCAGCCUUUGGGUUAGCAGCCUAGCUCCUAACCAUUGGGCAACCAGGGCUGCAUCAUGGAUUGAUAGAAUGUUCUAUUCUGUAUACAUCAUGCGAUUUUUUUUAAAUGAUGCUCAAUGUUAUUCUGUAGUAGCAGAUAACAGUUUUAGAAAUAACCUAAACCUGUCAGUUUGUACCCACCUCUGGGAACCCCUAGAAUUCGGAGAAUUAUUCAUUUAUGAUGAUUCAUUAACUGCGAACUGGCUUCAAAGGGUCAAUCAAUCCAUCUCAUUGCCCAGUAUUCAAAUCAGGGCAGGUAUGUUGUGCAUCCCAACUGGACAUCUCUUUUUAUGUGAAGGAUCAGCUUAAUUUAAGGAAAAAGUCUGAUGAUUCUUCCUAUACUUGGGUUUUGCCAUGUUUAGAUGACAGGCCAAUGUAUCCUAGGAGCCCUAGGAAUUAUCAUGAAUAAUCACUCAUACAAUGACAGCUUACUGUGGAACAAUGACUUGAAAUUAAUAUACAUACAGAAGACGGAACUUGUCAUUUCAGACAAUGCCAUAGCUGAUUAUCCAGGAUGAGGAUGUUUCUUCUUACUACUACUGUGCCAUGGUUUGGGAUUGGGAAAUUAGAGCAGUUGAUUCACAAUCUAUCUGCCACUAAGGCUGAAACUGCUGAUGAUGUGGUCAAUGGAAUGGCCACACAACAAAAAAUCUUUAGAAUCCUUGAUAAAAGUAGCAUUGAACAAUAUAAUAACCCUGGAUUUCCUCUUAGCCCAGAAAGGGUGAGGUGGUUUGCACCUUUGCUAAUAUCCCCUGUUGUUCUUGGAUUAACACCAGUGGAUUAGUUGAACAGGAUAUUACUAAGAUUCAUCAAAAAGCUGCAUGGUUACAUUCUAUACCCCUAGGAUUUUACCAUCCUUUUUUGAUAUCUUCAGUCAGCAACCUAGUAGUGCAUAUUUUUGUUAUGGUCUCUGUUGUAGAACAGAUUAGUUAUAUUAAUAAUAAUAAUCCUUAUUAUUGGAUUUAUAAAAUGUAUUAUAAGUUGUGCAUCUACCAUAGCAACUGAUAACCCCAUCUCAUCUCAAGCUCAAUGAAUUAUGUAUAUUAACCCUGCAUUUGGGAACCUAAAAUUACAGAAGGCUCGUGACUUAGAGUAAUCCUUUAAAGGUACAACAGGUUGUUCCUCCAAUGUAGCCAUACCCUAUCCAUUCCCCAUACUGAGAUCCCUGAAGAGAGAUGCUUAGCCAUAGCAUGGUAGUCAUACCGUAGCUAUUUGGAAGCCAAGGUAAUGGUAGUCCUCAACAAUGAGGAAAAAGAGGGUUUAACAAAAAAAUAAGAAAACCAUAAACUACAAAGGUUGAGCCACCACCUGGGAGCAGCGUAUUGACAAAUGCAUGCAGAAGAGAGCAUGCCAAUAAGUCUGAUCAAAGGAUGUUCUUAGAAAUCCUGGAUCAAGAGGAGGAAAUGACAUGGGAUAUAAAAUCAAAAGAUGCAUCUGACCUAAAGUAAAAUGCCUGAAUGAAUGUUAAGGUCCGGUGUAAUCUUUCACACAGAUUCAAAUACCAUUGCUUAGGAAUCCACUCUAUCAUUAAGGAAAUGAUUAUCUUUGUGGUCAGGCUAAGGAUGCGGUUAUUACGUGUCUUGGGGUCUGUAGUUGAAACAUUAUCAAAACUUUUUGUUUCAGACUUCCCCAGGAAAUCUUUGCUCUCUGGGCCAGGUAAUGUUUAACCACCUGUUCCCAAUAAUAUCCAUUCUUCCUUUAUUUUGUGAUAGGUCAUGAGACCCCCGCCAUCACCACAUAUCUGAGAAUUAUGUCUUUAAGCCAAUCAAUGUAUUCCAGAUGUAUUAAUGUAAUGAAAAAUUUUAAAAAUCACACUUUGCUUUGUCCCACCUUGGACUAAUGUCAAUCACUGUAAAUCAAUCAGAAUGCUGUGCUUCAUAGUUUCUCCUAAGGCAUUAUAACUAUGUGUAACUUGCACCCCCUCCAUUGGAUCCAUGAGUUUCAGCCUCUAAGGUUUCACAAUAUCCACUCAAAUGAUAUUUUGGCUUCAAUAAAUCUUCUUGACUUUACUUUAAUGGAGUUGAAGAGUCUUUUCUUUAUAACACAUUACAGGCUUCUAACUGAUGCUUUCAUUAGGCAUGAAUGUUAUCAUUAAGCAUGAAUGUUAUUUAGCAAAAUGAAAUCUAUUAGUGUGAAAUAGUCAUUAUAUUUCAUUUCUUUCAGUCAAUAUUAAGUGUUUUCUGAACAUCAUGAUUUCAGUGAAAAGCUAAAAGCUAGUAGGAAAUGAAAAUCAACCAGACAAAUAACCCUCUUACGUGUCAUAAAAAAAAAAAAAAAGGUGGUCAUUAGGUGUCUUUUG
This is a messenger RNA of Loxodonta africana (African savanna elephant), 14841 nucleotides long. RefSeq names its product adhesion G protein-coupled receptor E4-like. The transcript is spliced from 24 exons. The coding region runs from base 246 to 3095 and encodes 949 amino acids. Gene Ontology annotation, molecular function: G protein-coupled receptor activity. Gene Ontology annotation, biological process: cell surface receptor signaling pathway; adenylate cyclase-activating G protein-coupled receptor signaling pathway. Gene Ontology annotation, cellular component: plasma membrane. The record is from RefSeq and is a predicted model, not a curated record. NCBI's taxonomy places the organism in Eukaryota, Metazoa, Chordata, Mammalia, Proboscidea, Elephantidae.